Molecule: messenger RNA, 726 nt
Organism: Aspergillus aculeatus ATCC 16872
Lineage: Eukaryota; Fungi; Ascomycota; Eurotiomycetes; Eurotiales; Aspergillaceae
Exons: 4
Coding region: 73-468 (131 amino acids)
Source: RefSeq, a predicted model, not a curated record
CUUAAAUCAAUCGCUCUCACUACCUGCACUUCAUCUAAUACCUAAUCCCUAAGAAUUGAAGAUACAGACACAAUGACCACCCCCGCUCCAGCCGUCCCCAGCCGCACCCUUCAAGCCUCCGCGCUGUCUUUCAUCGCGCUCUCCAUCGGCCAUACGCUAGGAGGCAAACAAUGGACCGCCGACCCGGCCUACACAAUCAUCAGCAACUCCAAGCCCUGGGCGCUGGGCAUUGUGGGCUGGUUUCAGGGAAGCGCCUUCUUCUUCACGACGGGCCUCCUGCACUACCAAUGGGCCCGCAACCCCCUCGCCCUCCGCGACCCGACCAACAAGGCGAUCGCGGUCAUCACCAACGCGAUGCUCUGGGCCAGCUCGUCGUGGUAUUUCCGGUAUGGCAUCAAGGAGAAUGCGGUUGUUGUGGGGCUGGGGGCGGUGUUGCAGGGCGUUGCUGUUUUGAGGAGUUGGUUUUGAGGUACUUAGGGUUUGUUUGGGGGUUUUAGGGGGUGAUUGGGUUGGGGGGGAGGUAGGGGGGAUUGGGAAUUGGACUGAGGUUGGGGGUUUGCAGGGUUGAUGCUGGGGCUGGUGUAUGCUAUUUUAGAGGUAGGGCUUACAUUAGGAUGUCAUGUUUAGAGGUAGGGUGGGUGGAAUAGAUUAGUGGGACUGUGUUUGGUUUUGUUGGAUCUUGAUACUAUUGAUAGUAUGAACGUCGAGUCUGAUGGCUAAUGCUGC